Messenger RNA from Sus scrofa (pig), 942 nucleotides. Lineage: Eukaryota; Metazoa; Chordata; Mammalia; Artiodactyla; Suidae. The record is from RefSeq and is a predicted model, not a curated record.
AUGACAUUGCCCAGCAACUACUCCUCUGCUCCGGUCUCCGAAUUCCUCCUCAUCUGCUUCCCUAACUACCAGAGCUGGCAGCACUGGCUGUCCCUGCCCCUCAGCCUCCUCUUCCUCCUGGCCAUGGGGGCCAACGCCACCCUCCUGGUCACCAUCCGGCUGGAGGCCUCUCUGCACCAGCCCAUGUACUACCUGCUCAGCCUCCUCUCCCUGCUGGACAUGGUGCUCUGUCUCACCGUCAUCCCCAAGGUCCUGGCCAUCUUCUGGUUUGACCUCAGGGCCAUCAGCUUCUUUGCCUGCUUUCUUCAGAUGUUCAUCAUGAACAGCUUCCUUACCAUGGAGUCCUGCACCUUCAUGGUCAUGGCCUACGACCGCUAUGUGGCCAUCUGCCACCCUCUGAGGUACCCAUCCAUCAUCACUGACCAGUUUGUCGCCAGAGCCGCCAUCUUUGUUGUGGCCCGGAAUGGCCUGCUUUUUCUUCCUGUUCCCGUCCUUUCUUCGCGACUCAGAUACUGUGCAGAGAACGUCAUCCAGAACUGCAUCUGCACUAACCUCUCCGUGUCCAAGCUCUCCUGUGAUGACAUCACCUUCAAUCGGCUCUACCAGUUCGUGGCCGGCUGGACCCUUCUGGGCUCUGACCUCGUCCUUGUUGUCCUCUCUUACUCCUUCAUCCUGAAAGCUGUGCUGAGGCUCAGGGCUGAGGGAGCAGCCGCCAAGGCCCUGAGCACCUGUGGUUCCCACCUCAUCCUCAUCCUCUUCUUCAGCACGGUGCUGCUGGUCCUGGUCAUCACCAACCUGGCCAGGAGGAGGAUUCCCCCGGACGUCCCCAUCCUGCUCAACAUCCUGCACCACCUCAUCCCCCCAGCGCUGAACCCCAUUGUUUAUGGGGUGAGGACCAAGGAGGUCAAGCAGGGAAUCCAGAAGCUGCUGAGCAGGUUGUAA